AUGACCUCAACACGAGUUCUACUCGUGCUGCUGAUAGUUUGCAUUGUUGCUAGAGCACAAAAUAAUCCGGUUUUCAAAAAAUUCGAAUACAAGCACUCCUUCCGUGCUCCCAACCUAUCUCAGCGUGAUGGAUCUAUCCCAUUCUGGAUUGUUAGUGGUGAUGCUAUUGCUUCUGGAGAGCAACUACGCUUGGCGCCAUCAAUGAGAAGCAGAAAAGGUAUUGCAUGGAACAAGAGAGCAUUCGUGGAAAGUGAAAACUUCCAAGUUGACAUCUCUUUGAAAAUAGGAGGACAAGGUCGUGUUGGAGCUGAUGGACUAGGAAUUUGGUACACUUCUCAACUUGGAGCUCUUGGACCAGUUUUUGGUGCUAAUGAUUUCUGGACUGGAAUGGGAUUGUUCCUUGAUUCCUUCGACAACGAUGGCCAAAAGAACAACCCACAAGUUUCAUUGAUGCUGAAUGAUGGAACCAGAUCUUACGAUCAUCAUACUGACGGAUCGCAACAAAUUUUAUCCAGUUGCCAAAGAGACUUCCGUAACAAGCCAUACCCAGUUCGCUUGCGAAUUGAGUAUAUGAAAAACGUUCUUACUGUACAUGUCGAUGAUGGAAUGCAGCCAACUCCACGGUAUGAACUGUGCAUGAGAGCUGAAAAUAUCUUCUUGCCACGUAACGGAUACUUCGGAGUAUCUGCUGCCACCGGAGGUCUUGCCGAUGACCACGAUAUUCUCGACUUUUCUGUGUUCUCUCUUUUCCAUGAGCAACAAAAACCAGUAGCUGCUGCUGAGCAAAUUCCGCAACAAGAGAAACAAAAAUACGAUGAGGAGUUCGAGAGACAAAUGAAGGAGUAUGAGCAGGAGAGAGCCAAGUUCAAGGAGCAACAUCCAGACAAGGUCAAAGAAGACGAUGAAUACGAUCCAAACAAAUACUACGAGGAUGCUACUGCUCGCGAGCUCAGACUGAUCUAUGAGUCUCAAAAUGCUAUCCAUCAAGUGAUGCAGAACAUGGACCAAAGAUUAGCUCAGAUUCAACAGGCUCAGAUUUCUGGAGGAGGUGCAGCAGUGCCUCAAACUGGUGGAGCUGCUCCUGCUGCUGUUGCGGGUGGUGCUAGCUUCCAGAAACACGAGAAGAACGAAGUGAUAACGUCGUUACGCGACUUAACACAAUCGGUGCGAGACAUGAAGCAAUACGUCAAUGAAAUUUUCACGAAGACAUAUAACAUUGAUCAGAAGAUUCAACAAGGUGGUGCUGGAGGAGGUGUCGACAGUAGUAUGCACCAAAAGGUUGAUUCUCUGCUCAACGAGCUUCGAACAGUGAGAGCUACACAAGUUCAGACGAGUGGACCGGGAGCAUCUUCUAACUGCCCGAACGUCUCUUGUGUGUCGUCAACCAUUUUCAUGCUCAUCAUCCUCGUACAAUCAGUAAUCAUCAUUGCCGUCGUAUUCGUACGAAGCAAACAGGACAAAGCCAAAUUCUACUAA
This is a messenger RNA of Caenorhabditis briggsae, 1476 nucleotides long. RefSeq names its product Protein CBR-ILE-1 (gene Cbr-ile-1). Lineage: Eukaryota; Metazoa; Nematoda; Chromadorea; Rhabditida; Rhabditidae. The record is from RefSeq and is a predicted model, not a curated record. Gene Ontology annotation, biological process: endoplasmic reticulum to Golgi vesicle-mediated transport; endoplasmic reticulum organization; Golgi organization. Bases 1 to 1476 code for a protein of 491 amino acids. Gene Ontology annotation, cellular component: endoplasmic reticulum-Golgi intermediate compartment; Golgi membrane; COPII-coated ER to Golgi transport vesicle. The transcript has 6 exons. Gene Ontology annotation, molecular function: D-mannose binding.